Molecule: messenger RNA, 831 nt
Organism: Scutellospora calospora
Lineage: Eukaryota; Fungi; Glomeromycota; Glomeromycetes; Diversisporales; Gigasporaceae
Source: the annotation of a GenBank genome assembly
AUGUCAAAUCAAUUUUUCGCUUGGUUACAUAUAAUCUAUAUUUUUUCUCUAUGCAUUGCUAUUUGGCCAACUCCUUUAUUAUCACAAGUAACAUCUUCAACUCCAACAAAAAGUGCGAUAUCAUUAUUAGACCCUAUACUUUAUUCUUCAUUCAUAACAAGCAAAACAUAUCAAAACACUGAAGAAGUUUCAGGAGAAUUUUUACCUGGAAAGAUUUAUGCAAUUAUGGGUCCAUCUGGUUCCGGUAAAAGUACUUUAAUAUCAAUUUUAACUGGAAAAAUAAGGGAAACACAUGGAGAUGUGCUAGAUAUUAUGAUUCGUAAAUUAACUGUGCGAGAAAUCUUGAUGCAUUCAGCGUCAAUGCGUUUACCAACUAAAUACAAUAAAGAAGCGAAAGUAAAGGAAAUUAUCAGAUUUUUGAAGUUAGAUAGGGUGAUGAAUCAAGAAAUUGGAGAUGAGGGUAAUAUUAUUAAUAUAGAUCUGACUGAAAAAAACCGUGGUAUUUCUGGUGGAGAACCACAUGAAGUAUGUGACAUGUUAAGAGCAAUUGCUCAUGAAAGAGGAAUAACGGUAGUAGCAAUUAUUCAUUCACCAUCAAAACAAAUCUAUGAUACGUUCGAUGAAGUUUUAUUAUUAAAUACGGAAGGAAAAUUUGUUGAUGUAGCAGGUUUAAUGAGGAGGUAUCAUAGAAAUCGUGGAAUGAGUCGUGCAGAAUAUUUAAUGGAUCAUGUUUAUAAUAAUGUCCCUAAAGCACCACCCACCCCACAAGAUCAACACAAAAUACGAAAUAUAUUAAUUUUAUUUAUUAAUAUGAUAGAAUAUAUCUUUGAC